Messenger RNA from Suillus plorans, 1314 nucleotides. RefSeq lists its product as uncharacterized. Lineage: Eukaryota; Fungi; Basidiomycota; Agaricomycetes; Boletales; Suillaceae. The record is from RefSeq and is a predicted model, not a curated record. The transcript is spliced from 11 exons. The coding region runs from base 1 to 1314 and encodes 437 amino acids.
AUGGAGGGCAAACAGCUUGCUCCAGAUUUCGUUGGUGCUACAGAAGUCAAUGGCCGCCGAGCACAGUCGCACUUUGUCGUGUUCCUGACUGGGUUUACCAACCCUGGGAUUGUGGCACGAUACGAUUUCGAUGAACCAGGUGAAGACAAAUGUUGGAGCAUUUACCGGUCAACAAUAAUGGAAAGGCUGGUACCGGAUGAGUUCAGCGCUGAGCAAGUCUGGCAGCUGUCACUGCCUGUGGUCCGCAUGUCCAAUCACCGUUUGGGACUACGACGGCUGCCUCUGCCUCAUAUACGGGCUCAGCUUCAUAUGACCGAACGAUAUUAUAACCACCGCCCCCACCUAGUCCUCCCCCACCCACCCAGUUCAACGUGGACCUCCGACCUGCAGAGCGGAGAUGUCUCGGGAGUCUCAAUUCAACAGCAAGGCUCAUUCUUUGGCUUCAGUAUAGAGUUUGGUGUUACGACACAAGUCCUCGGGCUGAACAGUUCUUUCCUCCAAGUCCCGUUUCUCAACCUUAUGGCCAACCUGCGACAACGCGGGGGCAGCGUUAGGGUUCGUGUCGGUGGUAAUACUCAAGAGACCGCUACCCUAGUGGCCAGUACCCCGGACGGUGCAGCUCUCGAGAAGGACUACGCAGGCAUAGCCAACCCCACGGCAACGCUGCCCCUUGUCUUCACAACUGAGAUCAUCAAAAUGAUGGCCGAGAUAUCUGCACUCACUAAUGUCUAUUGGUACAUGGGUGUGCCGUUCAAUGACACUCAGCAUUGGCGCUUGCAGAUCGCUGAAGUCGGAGAGGCGAUGCUCGGAAAUUAUCUGAUUGGUCUACAGGGCGGCAAUGAACCUGAUCUUUACUCAAGGCACGGUCAUCGGCCGGAUGUAAGCCCUCAGGAUUACAAGGAUGAAUUCGGUCUUCUCAUCGACGCAAUGAACGCAGACUCUAAUAUCCCCAACAAAGAUCUGCUCAUUGGCCCCAAUCUGGCUGGCAUGUGGAGCCCAACGGAUAUCUGGGAAACCGGGUUCGCCACAGACUUCAACCAAAACCUUGCUGCGCUGGGUGUUGAAAGGUAUCCCACCGAUAAUUGUUAUGCCCAGUUCGGCAUAGGAACUCCACGCACUGGCCCAGAGAUGUUGCCGACCUUCCUGACACACCAAGCCGGAAAGACCAUUGUUCCCUGGUUAAGCGACAGCUUCAGGGCCGCCCUGUGGGGAAUCGACUAUGCUCUCCAACUAGCAUACAGCAAUUUCUCAACUGUUCUUUUCCAUGUUGGUGGACAGAGCGUGUAUUACAAUCCCUUUACACGUUCGUAUUAA